This is a messenger RNA of Paramecium sonneborni, 9855 nucleotides long. The record is from the annotation of a GenBank genome assembly. Lineage: Eukaryota; Ciliophora; Oligohymenophorea; Peniculida; Parameciidae.
AUGAUUGAGAUAUAUUACUUAAACAAAUAAUUUAACAUAGAAGCUAUAAAAAAUAACUUUUAAAGUUAUUUUGAUGAAAAUUGUGAAUCUCAAUAAUUUUGCAAACAUUUACGUCAUUUUUCAAGAAAUUUUUAAUUAAAUCAAGAACAAUUAAAUCACAUCCUUUUAAAAUUAUCUGAAAAUGUAUUACUAUUAGAAAACAAAAUCAUUUUGAGUUAAGUGGUAAAAUAUAGUCUAAGAAAUGGCCAAUAUAUAAGAGUCUCUAGUUUAAAUGAUAUAUUGAAUUUAAACGAUAAUAAAAACUUGUAAGCUGAAAUUCUCCAGGGAUUAGCCUAUCAGAUAGAAUUAUAAUAAUAUUAAAAAAUGGAAAGCUCAGAAAAAGAAUAAAUUAAAAAAAUAGUUGAAAAGAAAGAAUUUGAUGAAGGAAAGAAAUUCUUAAUUAAACAAUUAAUUAAAAUUCCUGAAAAAAAACCAAAAAAAUUUGAUGUUUUAUCUGAAAUAAAUCAUUCUGAGGAUUUGUAAUUUAAAUUAAAACUUGCAAGAACUAGAGAAACUUAAUUAUAAUCAUAAACUCACGUCAUAUCCUAAAGACAAUCAAUAAAAGGCGUACAAAAAUUUUCUAUUAGAGCAAUAACCUUCAAUUAAACUUUUAGUUAGAUGUAAAGUCUUGAGAAAUUACCAGAACUAAUCCAAAAUGUUGGAGGUUGUGAUAAAUCAUGGUUUGAUAGUCAAUACCAAUCUAUUUAAAUAUUAUAUAAAAAAGUAGUAUCAAAUUAAGACUUAUUAAAAGAUCAAGAUUAAAAGUUUUUAAUAGAAGUUCUUAGAAAUAAAUCAAAGAAUUAUCAAAAUGAUCUUUAAAUAUUAAUUGGUAGUAGAAUAAUUAUAUAAAUCUUCUUACAUUUAUCAAAAAGAACAAAUUAAAAUAGAUAAAAAAUAUUUACGGAUGCAUACGAAUAGAUAAUUUAAUUUUGCUCAAACCAAAAGAAUGUAAUCAAUUUACUCUAUAAUAAACAAGAAGAAAAAAUUUAUUAAUCCAUUUAAAAAAAUAGAGUUGAAAAAGACAAACCUAACGAUAUUGAAAAGGAAGCAUUAGUUUAAUCUAGAGUAGAUCAGCCUUAAGAAUUUUUAAAAAAAUAAAUAGAUAAAUUAAGAUGUGAAGCCAUUUAAACAAUUAUUAACCUAAUUUAAAUUUAAAAGGCUGAAAUAAAUAGUAAUAAUUUGUUGGUAAAACUAAUAGAAAAUAUAAAAGAUUAAAGUGAUGAAUUUAAGACUUAUUCAUUUCAACUAUAUACAUUAUUAGAAUCCAGGUUUUAAUAUUUUGAUGUUUUUAGGAAUUGCUUCCCUAAUUUAGUCAACUAAAAUAAAAUAAUUGAAGGAUAUUGUUUUGAAACUUUAAGAGAAUAUGCAAAAGACAAAUAAAAAUGUAUAGUACUUUUUAAAGAGAAUGAAAUAAGAGAGCUUUGCUCAUAUAUAAUAAAAUAAGAAUAAGGAAAAUUAAAUAAAUGUUAAUUAUUAUAAAUUUGUUUAGAAAAUAAUAGUAUAAUAGGUUUAGAUGAAACUAAUAUCAAUUAGCUAAUUGAUGAAAUAUUCAAAUCUAAAGAAUAUAGUAUUAAACUUUAAAUCAUUAAAAUUAUAUUAUAUAUAUCUAAAUUAAAUCCAAAUAUCAUAUCUAAAAAUUCAGCAAAUAAAUUAGCAACAAGAAUAAAUGAAUUUGAUGGAUAAGAUAAAACUUUUAGAUAUAUCAUAAUUAUUUUAGGGAUUAUUUCAUAAAUUUAGAAAAUUGAAUCAUUUGAUACUUUGUCUUAGCAUUUAUUGAACGAUGAUAAAUUAGAGGAUGAUUAUAUCUAAAUUUAAUUUGAAAAUUCAUUAAUAGAUAUAAUAACUGUAUAAUUUAUAGUUUGCUAAAUAAUGCUAACUUGUUAAUCUAUAGUGUCAAAAUUAGUCAUCUAAAACCUAUUGAUUGCUUUAGAAAAUGAAUAAACAACUGAUAAUAUAAGAUUAUUAUUAGCAAGAAUCAUGUUGAAUGUUGAUAAUUUAUAUCUUGAUUAGGAAAAGCUAAAAGAAAAAAUUUUUGUUUUCAUUUAAGAUCAUUCUCCGGAAUUAGCUUAUUAUUUGUCGAUUGUUUAUACUAAUUAGUUAACGAAGAUCUAGAAAGACGAAAUUAUAGCAGAUUUUGAAAUGCUAUCAAAAUGUUAAGUAAUCAGUAAUUAAUAAACUAUUUAAGAUUAAACAUGUCAAAUCACAUUAAAUAACUUUGAUAUACUUCAAAAUUAAAUCAAUAUUUUAUAGGAAAUCAACUCAGGACAAGCAAAUGUUAUCAAAUUUUUUUUAUAAAGAAAUGAUAAUAAUUUAGAGAUAAAAGUCAUAAAUUCUUUAUUGGAAUUUUCAAAGAAAAAUAUUUUAAUACCUAAAUCAAUAAUUGAAACAAUAGGAGAUCUUUCAAAUAAUUAAGAAAUAUGGAUUAACUUAAUCAAAUAAAUCAUUGAUAAUGGUUAAAGUGUAACUUAGAUUAUUUUAGAAAAAUUUGUAAAUUUUUUAUACUUUAAGGAAGAAUUUUCAAAUUCUGCAUUUUAAAUUCUAGAUCAGGCCAAUUUGAAUUAAGAUUUGCCAGAUGAAAUAUUCAUUCCAUUAGAAAUCGAAAGAGCAGCUUAUUCAAUAUAAAAUGAACCUUUUGUAAAAGAAAAUGCUAUAAAAUAUUUACUAAUUGAAGUAUAAAAAGGAAAUAAGUUAACUAAAAAUACAUUUAAAUCAUUAAAAACAGAAUUAGAGAAUGAAUCAGUUCUUGAUAUUUUAAUAUAAAUAUCUAAAACUAACUAAAUUAUUCCAAAUUAUCUAGUAGAGAAAAUGAUUUAAAUGUUCAAUCCUAAUUUAGCGUAAAUUAAACUUAUUAAUAUUUUUAAAUAUAUAUCUAAGAAUAAUUAAGAAAUUAUUCCAGAAAUAAUUGGUAAAUUAGAAAAAGCUUUAGAUAAUAAUGAGGUUAAAGAUGAAGCCUUUUUAUUUUUUGCUUCUUAUGGAUAAAGAAACUAAUAAUUAUCUAGGAAUAUUAUAAAGAAGAUUUAUGAUAGAUUAUAAAGCAGCCCAACUUAAGAAUUGAAAUUUGAAUUAUUAAAUACGCUUGUCUUUUAAAUUGAUAAAAUUUAAUAAGAUCCUAUAGCUAUUGAUAUGAUUCGAAGUGAGAUAAUUUAAUGUUUACAAAAGGAAGAUUUAAACUUAUUAUUAAUAGAAGGUUUAAUUAAGAUUAAGUAGAAAGGUUUUAUGAAUGAAUAAUUAAUUGAUUUAUUAAUAAUAAAAAUGUAAACUUAAACAUAUUCCUAAGAACUUAUGUUAAAGAUGUAAAAUAUAAUACCUUAGAAUAUUAAUUUAUUAAAUGAGAAAUAAAAAGAUACUCUCAAUUUACUCAAAAUAAAUUAGUUAAAUUCAAAAGAUUUUUUUAAAAAGAUUUAAGCUUUGAAAAAUAAAAGUCUAUUGCCACAAAAUUUUGAAAAAUUAAAAGAAUUGUUGUAAGAAAAUCCAGAUAAUAUUACUAACAUCAUUUCAAUCUUGGGUGAAAAUCAAAAAGAUAUUCCGCAAGAUCUUUUAGAAAUGAUUAUUUUUUAGUCUAAUACUUUAGAUGAAAUUCUAUAUGAAGACUUUAAAUCUUUCAUUUAAAAUGUAAUUUAAAACUAAAUUAAAUUUACUGAUAAUGCAUUAUAAUCCUUGUCUAAUUCUAGAGACCAAGAAUUUUCGCGAAAGGCGAUAUUAAAUAUAUUGUAAUAUUAACCCUGCUCUGAUUUUAGUAAGAAGUUUUAUAAAGUUAUUAAAUAACUAGGAGUUAAUGAAUUGGAAGAGUAGAUCUAAAAUGAUUUAAAUUUAAAUCAAAAGAUUAUUAUUAAAUACUCUAACUUCAUACUAUAAAAUAAAUAUAAAAAUUUAGAACUCACUGUUAAAAGUUUAUUUAACAAAAGAAAUUAAAUAAACUCAAAUAUUAAUGAUAAUUCAAUCUUGAAGUGCUUAUCAUUCAUUUAUUAAUCCAAAAAUAUAAUUUUAAAUUAAGAGAUAUUAGCUUACUUUUAUGAAAAUAUGCUAAAUUAAAAUAACGAUUCAAUAACUCGAAGUUUGUCUUUCAGGGGAUUAUAAUCUGCUAUACAAAUAGAAUUCGAUUGCAAUUAAUUUAAAGAUUGUUAGGUUUAUUUAUAAAAUAAUGAUGUAUCAAAUUAAACUUUAGUUGAAUUUUUAACAUAUUGCACUAGCAGAGUAAAAACUAUGGAAGAAUAAUUAAAAAUAAAAUUAGAAUUAGAUUUUCAUCAAAUUGAAAUUUUACUUUUAAUCCCAAAAUUAGAUACAAAAAUAAAUAUGAAUAAUUUUGAAAAUUUUACAAUUGAAUUACUUCAGCUAAAUUUAUUUGACAAAUUCUCAUCAACUAAAAAGGAAGAAUAGAUUUUUUAUAAUAUUUUAAACAAUUUAGAUUAAAAGUUAUAGAAUUAAUUGAAACAAAUUUUGUAACUUUUAUUAUAUUAAGAAAAAUUUGUUAAAUUUUAGUAGAUAUUGGAUCUAUUAAAAUUCAUAAAGGAUUUGGAAGAGUAGGUUAUAUUUUAGAUUUUUUAUUUAAAAAAAAAUCCAUAUUCUAAAUUUAAAUAUAAAUGGGUAGAAAAACAACUACAAAUCAAAUAUGGAUAAAAUAUUUUAACAAAGACUCUAAAAAAUAUUGCUAAAUUACCUGUCUGCUAAAUUGAGUAUUUUAUAAAAAAUGAGGGUAGCUGGAAUGAUUUCAAUAGAUUAAUUUAAUUUAUUGAAAACUAUAAUCUUUUUGAUUAUAAUCUCUUUUUAUAAGAUUAGAAUACUACUCAUUAGAAAAUAUUAAGAUAAUAUGAAAAAUACGUAUUGAUACAAUACAUAAAACAAAUUAAUUAAAUAUAAAAAAUAAAUAGAAUUAUGACAAUUUUGAUUGAGUAAUUUGGUUGGAAAUUUGAGGAUUUGGAAAAAAUAUUUAAUACUGGAUUGAAAGUAAAUGAUAUGGAUUAAGAUAAUAAAUAAGAAAGUUUCAUAUCAGUGCUUUAAAUAUUAUAAAAUUUUAACAUUACUCCAAAUGAUCAUUUAUAGUAUUAAGAUAUCUUUUCUUAGCCUAUUAAUUCUUGGUAAACUCAAGCUUAUAAAUGCUGUUUGCAAAAAAGAUUUCCAUAAUCAACCAACCAAAUGAAGGAUUUAUAAUAAUUGUUAGAGGAAUUUUUCGAUAAAGAAGAUAAAAAAACUUAAGAUAAUUUACUAGAAACCAUAUAAAAAAUCAAAUAAUCUUCAUUUAAAAGUUAAAUUCUUCCGAAAUAUGAAAAUAUUAAUAAUUGGAAAAUUGAAUAAAUCUAGGAAUGGGCAAAAAAAGUAAGAAUGAAUAAACAAUAUUUUUAAAAUUAUUAAGUUAUUUUAAUUGAAGCAAUAGCAGUUAUAAAAAUUGCUAUAACUAGGUAAUUUUCAUUUGAACUAGCUAAUAAUUAAUUAAUGAGUGCAUUUUUGGCAUUAUUUGAAUAAAAAGGAACACUUUUAUAAGUUAGUACUGGAGAAGGAAAAUCAAUAAUUAUAUGUAUGAUUGCAAUUAUUAAGGCUUUAGAAGGGAAAAAAGUAGAUAUUAUAACAUCAUCACCAGUUUUAGCUUAAAGAGAUGUGAUAGAAAAUGAAAAAUUAUAUUAAAUUUUUUAGCUCACUUGUAGUAGCAACAUUGACCAUUCAUUUUAAAAUACAGGUUAAAAAAAAUGCUAUGAUUGUGAUAUAGUUUAUGGUGAUGUUUCCUAAUUUUAAUUUGAUUAUUUAAGAGAUAACUAUCUUAAGAUGUAAACUCUUAGAGGAAGAUCUUAAGAUUUUGUGAUUGUUGAUGAAGUUGAUAGCAUGCUUAUUGAUGAGAGCUCAAAGAUUGCAAGAUUAUCUUCUCAAAUAUCUGGACUAGAUUUAUUUAAACCUAUUUAUAUUAAGUUAUGGCAAUUAUUUUAAAUAUACUAAAGAUAGAUAAUAAAAAUUGCGGGUGAUUAUUAUUUUUUUCUUGGAACUAUAGGUUAUUAAGGAGACUUGAUUACUUUAGAUUAUAUUGGAGAAGAUAAUAUUGAACAUCAUAUACCAGAUUUAAAAUAAUAUAUAGAUUAGAAAUAAGAUUUAACGAAUAUAGGAAGACUUAUAAAUGAAGAUGUCUCAAACUUUAUUAGACAAUCACUUAAAUAAGAAAUUGAAGUGUAUAUUUGUGAAUUAAAAAUACCUUAGUAUCUAUAAUCUAUUAUUUAAAUUUAACUACCUAAAUGGAUUAAUAAUUUAUUUAUUGCUAUUGAAUACUAAGAGAAAAUCUAAUAUGUUGUAUAUAAAGGUAUGAUCAAACCUGUUGAUUAUCUCUCAACAGGAUUGAUUUUAGAUUCAACCAACUGGUAGGAUGGAUUACAUCAAUUUUUAUAAAUUAAACAUGGUUUAAGAUUAACCUCCGAAUCCUUUACUACCAAUUUCUUAUCCAAUAUAGGUUAUUUUAAAAAAUAUGGUAGUAAUAUUAUUGGUUUAUCUGGAACCAUUGGAUCUGACCAUGCUCAAACUGUUUUAAAGAAUACAUAUAAAGUUUGUAUUAAGAAAAUUCCAGAUAUGACGAAAAAGAAAUUUGUUGAAUAUCCAACUGCAAUUCUAAAUAAUGAAUAUGAAUAAAUUUAAAAUAUUUGUAAUUCUGCAAUAGAUGAAACUAAAAAUGGUAGAGCAGUGUUAAUAAUUAGUGAAACUAUUAAUUUCACUGAAAAAAUUUAUUAAAAUUUAUUAAAAAUUUAUGAAUCUAGAUUAUUAAAACUGUAUCACAUGAAUAAUAUGAACUUAGAAUAAAAAAUUUAAAAUAUUUCUAAAGGAGAAAUAAUUGUGGCCACUAAUUUAGCAGGAAGAGGAACAGAUAUUAAGGCAGAUUCAAUUUAAAAUGAAGGAGGUAUACAUGUAAUUUUAACAUUUUUGCCAUAAAAUUAACGUGUUGAAGAAUAAGCAUUUGGUAGAACAUCAAGAAAAGGAUAAAAAGGAACAGGUUAAAUGAUAUUGAAUAAAAUGAAUAUACCUUUUAAGAACAACUCUAAUACAAAAUUACUAAAAAAACUAAGAGAUGAAAGGGAGUCAGAAAUUCUUGAUAAAUUUAUCUAAUCUUAAAUGAAAAUUAUCGAAAUUAAAGAUGAGUUAUUUAUGAUAUUCAAUAAAGAUUUUAAUGAUUAUAGGUAAAAAUUAAAAAAAUAAAAAAAUUCACAUACUUUCAUUUAAAACUCAUUAUUAGAUAUUGAGGAAGAAUGGGCCACUCUACUAAAUUAAAUUGAUAAUCAUUAAAUAAACAAAGAUUUUGCUAUGUAAGAAUAUUAAAAUUUUUAAGAAAGCAUUCUUUCUCGUUUUUCAAGCUCAACUUUUGAGAUUAAAAACCCAUUUAAUUAUAUUUCUAUUGGAAAUGAAUAAUUAAUAAAAUGUAAAAAUUUCGCCCUUAUAAACAAAAAAUGUGGCUCUGAAGCAAAAAAAUAUUUUGAAUUAGCAAUUUAACUAGAAUAGGAAAAUUGCCAAGCCGCUUAUUUUGGUUUAGGUUUCUUAGAAAUUUGGAACAAUAAAUUGAAGGCAAAAUAAUAUUUUAGAAAAGCCAAAGAGCUAAGUUAGAGAGAAAUAAAAAUGUUACAAUAACUCACUGACUAUUUUAUUGUUUUAAAUCUUGAUACCAAUAAUGAUUUAUUUAAACAGCUAUUUUAGUAAAUCAACAUUCUUGGAACGUUUUGUUAAAAUUUAAAAAAUAAUAUUAAAUAAAUUGAAAAAUCUGAGAGGUUGAUUCAUAUUACCAAGAUAUAAAAAAAUUAUUCAAGUCAUGUACUUUAUCAAAAGACUUUUUAUAAUAAAAUGAAAAUUGAGAAUGCUGAAGAGAAAUUGAAAUAAGAUAAAAACAAUGAAUAUGAAUUAAUGUUUAGAAAUUUGACUGAAAGUUUUGAUUUAUUUUCUACAGACUAAACAAUUGAAAUUAUAAAAAAGUACAAGAAUGAUCUUGAUAAUUAGCAAGAAUAAGAUUUUUUGAUAGAAUCACAAAAAGUUUCAUUAAUUAAGAUAUAAUCUUUUUCUAAGUAAUUGGAUAUGACACCUUAUAAAAUAAAUCUAUAAUUUAAAAAUUUGAAUUAUUUACAAUUCCUUACUAUAUCUUCAUCAAUUACAGCCAGAACCAUUGAUAUAACUACUAAAAUUAAAUUUUCAGAAAUAAUAAUUCCUUUAAGGAGUCAUUCAUUCAUUGAUUAAAUAGAAGUUAGUUAUUAAGAAGAUGGUGCUUUGAUAACUGUAGGUAUAUUUAAAGAUAGUAUGAAAUAAUUUAUGGAUUAAAAUUCUCUAUAAACUAUUUCAAUUAGAAAACUUGAUUUAGAAAAUGCUAAAUCAUUUAUAGCUUAGUUACCGAACAGUUUAUUGUUUAAUUUUAAAUUUAAUGAUGUUAUUUUAGAGGGCACCGAAAUAGUAAAGGAUUUCAAUAUUAAGGUUGAAUUUAUCGAAUUAAAUUAUAAUAAUUCGAUAUCUUUAAUUAAAUUCCUCAGAUCUUAAAAAAUUGAAUUAAAUUUAAAAUUAAAAAGAUUAAACUAAGCUUAAUUUAUGAGCUUAUUAAACAAAAUAAAAUUAAACUAAAACUAAAUGGAAAUAAAAGAAACUAAAUUUUUCAAUUAAUUUUAUUUAUAUAAUGAUAUUCCUAUUUAAGAGUUAAAUGAAUUAGAAAUGAGAGGCCUAUUUUUCAUCAUUUAAUUAAAUGAAUAAUCCCCUAUAAAAUGGAAAUCUAUUACUUUAAGUUUGGGAAUUUGUUUUGUUAGUAUGGGUUUUGGUAGUGCUUUAGCUUAUAUAGGAGAAGCUUAAACUGGUUGGGCAUUAUUUAAAUUUGGAUUUGAAUAAUUUAACAACAUUACCAUGCCUUUAUUACUAAAUUAAAAUAGAAAAAAAUUUUUAAAUUUAUUUUGUGAUAGGCACUAAAUAGUCAAUUAAUAAAAUUAUGGUAAAACAAUUUAGAAUUAUGAACUUUUGAGUUAAUAUGAUUUCAAUUAACUGAAACCUUUCAUAUCUGAAAAUAUCAUUAAUAAAUUUACUAAGAAACUCUAGGAUAAAUCAAUUUGUGAACUUAGUUUAUUUCAUAUUAUUAGGCAAGUAAAUGCUUACGAAAGAAUAAUCGUUAACAAUUAAAUAAUUUCAAGCAUUUUUAAAUAAUUAUCUCAAGAAGUUGAUACAAAUGACUAAAAAUUUUUGGAAAAUUGGGAAUCUAUUACCAAUUCUUUAACAAAUAUGUUAUUGUAAAAAUUUGAUGAUGCAAUUAAUUAUAAAAGUUUAACUUUGAUUAUUUAAAGUGAAGUAAAUAAAAAUGAAAAAAUAUAAGGAUUAAUUGAAAAAAUUAUUGAAACAUUAACACUAAAAUUAGGAAGAUAUAUGUCGAAAUGUUUAGGGUUUCAAUAAAUUAUUUAAUCCCUAGGUUUUGAUAGUUAAACUGCCUUAAUAAUGUAUAAAACUUUUUUAAAUUUAAAUGUAGUCAAAUUAUAUUAGAUUAACAAAUAAAUAAAUAUUGAGGUAAUUGAUCCAUAAAUCUUGAUUGAUGAGGUCAAUUCUAAUAUUAAAUUGAAUCUAUCUAAAGAAUUAAAUUAUUGUUAAGAUAAAUUAAUAAAAUUGCUUAAUAAAAUUAAUGAGUAUCUUUCGGAAUUUAAUAUCUUAUUAUUUGAAUCAAAAAUAAAAGAGAUUGCAUAUACUAUGACUGAAAAAAUAAUAAUAAUAUUGGAAACAUUGGAUAUUAAACCAAAUUAAUAGUAUUUAAAAGAAUUAUCAGAGAAACAAAAUGAUUUCAAUUUUCAGAUUAAUUUUGGCUCGGCUGAAGACGAAAAUGAUCUCAUUGGAUAUAAUGUUUGA